Molecule: messenger RNA, 4686 nt
Organism: Pangasianodon hypophthalmus (striped catfish)
Lineage: Eukaryota; Metazoa; Chordata; Actinopteri; Siluriformes; Pangasiidae
Product: protein phosphatase 1, regulatory (inhibitor) subunit 1B
Exons: 6
Coding region: 326-958 (210 amino acids)
Biological process (GO): intracellular signal transduction
Cellular component (GO): cytoplasm
Molecular function (GO): protein phosphatase inhibitor activity
Source: RefSeq, a predicted model, not a curated record
UCUCCCUCUCUCCCAGCAUGUCUUUAUUCCCGCCCUCCUUUCUCUCUCUCUCUCUCUCUCUCUCUCUCUCUCUCUGUCUGUCUCUCUGUCUCUCUCUUUAUAGGGGAGCGAAAGACAUAUUACUUCACAACCUGGAGUGUGUCAGAGUGAGAGAAAGAGAGGUCUCACUGAACACACGGAAAAGAACAUAGCUGUUCGGUUGUAAAUGAUAAGCAAAGUGCCAAGAAGAGACGCAGGAUUAAAGCAGCUUUCUGAUCUCAGGACGUCAUUGAGAGACCGGUUUAUUGAAGCUGGAAAUAACCAGAUCUGUUUUUAACCGUCUGAGAUGGAGGGAGAGAUAAAAGAAGGGAGGAAGAUCCAGUUUUCUGUUCCCUCCGCAGGUCCGAUUCAGCUUGACCCCAGACAAGUGGAGAUGAUUCGGCGCCGAAGGCCGACACCAGCCACGCUGUUCUGCAUGACAGAUCACCCGUCUCCGGAGGAAGAGAAUCCCAGCUUUCCGUUGUUUGUUUGUGAAAAUGGAGUUUCAAAGUCCCAGAAUAUAGACAUGGCCAUUUAUCAGCCUCCUUCACUCAAAGCUGUUCAAAAGAUGGCACAAGCUCACAUCAAAUCUUCAGAUACUCCUUCAUCAGAAUCAUCCGACAAUGAAGAUGUUUCUUUGGAUGCUCCUAGAGAUCCUCCAGAUAAGAGUAAAUCCAACCAAUCAGAUCAUCAGUCAGUGUAUGAAAGUCAGAAGGAAGAGGCAGAGGAAAAGGAUAAAGAAAAGGAUGUAGAUGAGAGAGGACAAAACACUGAUGAGGAAGGAGCUACAGUUCCACCAGACGAAAUCAAAUCUGAGAAAACAGAGUGUCCAUUAUCAUCAGGAAGAUUGGGCGAAGAGGAGAAAGGAAAAGAGGAAGCAGAGAAUUUAAGAGCAGAAAGCACAGAAAACAGGGAGAGUGAGGAAAAAGGGGAAGAAUGAGAGCUGAUGACAUAGAAAACAGACAGGAAACUUAAAAAAAGAAUUAUAUGACAAUUUUAUGAGAAGAAACAUAUUUUUAUAAAAUGAGGAUCUCAGACAGACAUAGAGAAAGAGUUAGAUAGAGAGAUAGAGAGAGAGAAAGAAAGAGAGAGCGAGUGAGUUUGUAUGUGGGUGUGAGACAGAGAGAAAGGUCAUGUUGAAGGUCAGUAUAUAAAGAAGUGAAGAAAGAGAAGCUGUUGAAGUUAAUAAUAUGUCAUAAUGAAGUUUUAAUCAUUUCUCAGACCAGAAACUUCAAGGUCAUUGUAAAAUAUACACAUGUUAAUAAAAUUUAUAUUAAGGCCAUGAUUUAUUUGCUUUUAUACAUCUGAUUCAAAAAUCAAGAACUACUUCAUUUCAUCAGUGAUCGAACACAUUAUUACACAUUAUUACAAAACAUAGCACAAUACAAAAUGCAUCAGAUUAUUCAAUUUUAAUGUCAUUUUUAAGCACUGAUGCCUGAGGCCUUUAUCCAUAAAUCAUUUCUUUUAUGACAUCCACAAAGUCUGUAAUAAAUAACUGGAUAAAUUGAGCACAAAAAUGUUUAUGUUGCCUGUUUUCUCUUCAGCAGCCUCAAAAUUUUAGCCUCAUCUUGCAUUUAGGAUUUUGAAACAGGUCCUGUAAAUAGAUCUGUUCUCAUUAGUCUAUGUCUUGAUCCAGACCGCUGGGCUUCUGACUCUUGUGGGUUUAUGGUAUGAGGUUCAGUCGAUAUAUAUAACAUACAGAAUACCGAUAAUGUACACUCUCAGGAAAAGGUACCAAACUCUACCUUUUAGGGUACAAACACUUGUCAGUAGGGUGGUAACCUCACGUAGACAUCUCCUAUACCUGUAAUUAAGGAAUAUAAUUGUAUCAUAUUCCACUAUACCUUUUAAUAGAUGAUACUGUACCCUAAAUAUUGUGUACUCUAUCACUACCUCAAGAAAAUGUAAAAUUUUCACUAAUUAAGUUUAGUUUAGUUUAUUUAUUUAUAAAGCACAUUUAAAAACAACUGAAGUUGAAACCAAAGUGCUGUACAAGUAGUAUAAAACAGAUGUAUAAACAAAAACAGUUGUGUGGAAGACAAAAUACCGGAAGACAAAUGGAAAUUUUACAGCCUCAGACUGUAAAGAUAAAGAAUAAAGGUGAGUCUUCAAAGAGGAUUUGAACAAAGCAAUAGAGGAGGAUGACCUUAUAUGAAAAGGGAGACUAUUCCACUUCACUUAAGGUACUACUCCAGUGACAAAUCCAUUUUGUUGCUUCUGGUGGCAAACUAAUACUUUAAUUACAUACUCAUUUUGAGUAUUUAAAUAAAUGCACAGUGUGUACAUAGUCAAUUUAGUCAAUCAUGAAUGCAUUUUAAUAAGAAAAAGUUUAACAGCUGAUUUAUGUCUUGUACAAUCUUCUUAAAGAAAUCACCAUGUGUGGUGCUGUUCUAGUAAGUGAGUGAGUGAUAGGGUGGUGUGAUGAAGCAGAGUUACUGUUGCCACCUCGAAAACUGAUUUCCCAUUAGAGCAUGUCCACAAGUGUGGACAACGGUGUACUGGAGGUUAAUUUUCAGUAACAUUUUCCAGUAAGGUGACAUGAACUGCCAGUAAUUAAGGCAUCAAGUAGGGAAUAACUCAUCAGAAAGUAAUGAGUUAAUAAUCAGGGACAAAUGAGUAAGUUAUACUUUAACGAUUGGAAGGGUGUAUUACUCAUCAUUAACUAAAUGUAUACACCAAAGUUUGAAAUUAAGAUAAUUAAGGCAUGUUUAAUGUAUGAGUUAUAAAUGUGUUAAUAAGCAUGAUGAUUUUACAAAAUAUGUGUUAUAUUAUAAUAAGGCUAUCUACUACAAAUAUAACUGUAUAUCCAGCACCAUAAAAAGCCUCAUAGCAGUCACUUUUAUGAUCCAUCUCUGGAAAGACAGGUCUGUCUUGAUGUUCUGAGCAAUCACGCUCACUGGGCGCUGGAAGGGCAGCUUGUGAAUGAGCAGGUCAGCAAACUUCUGAUAACGGAGGAUCUCACUCAAAGCCACAGUACCGGGCCUGUAACGAUGAGGCUUCUUCAUUGCCACCUUACCUUAAUACCUUUGUGGUGAGCUGCUUUCUAGGCACCUUGCUGCUAAUGGACUAGUGAUCUGCUUGGUUCUUGCCAUGACGUCAAAUUCUGUACUUCACAGAUAAAAAAACAGUAUAAAUGGCACUAACCAGUUGCCAGAGCAAACUAUGUCACAUGACAUCUUUUGCCACUGUUGGUGGCCUCUCUAAAACACUGGUUUUGUUCACUUUAGUUCACUUACCUCAAAUUUAUGGCUAUUUAGACUUUAUUUAUCUACUGUGCUCUUUAUUAUAUUAAUUAUAUACAUAUAUACAUUCACUUGAUGUUUUCUUUUUCUUUUUUUUUAAGUUUUUAUUUCCACAAUUCAGUCAAACAUUUGACAGCAAAUUGUAAAACAAUUGUGUAACUCAGUCCUGCAUCUACAGUAGUUGUACAAUCAGGCCGAAUACUUCAAAAGGGGCAGAUCAACAAAAAAAUCAAAACAAACCCAGUGUUCGAUAGAUACAGUAUAUCCAUAUUUUGUAAUAGUAAAGUGAUAUAAGCGAAAAGCCAAAAAAUGCAAACAAGUUUCUUUUCUCAUUUUAAGUGUAAAAAGCUGGGAUUAUUUGAAAAAAAUUACAGCUAUCAAACACUUUUUAAUGAUGGUCCCUAAGCUGGUAGUAUUUGUGUCAGUUUUCAUGCAGUUCGAUGAAAACUACUCUAGAUGCUGGACUGAGUUGGGCUUAUUUGUUUAAAUAAUGUGAGCAUUGAAAGACACUAAUUAAUAUUAAUUCUUCUACUGCUACUAAUAAUUAUUUUAUAUUAUAUAGUGCAUUUCUCAUACCCAAGGGCACUUAGCAGUAAGAACAAAUUACUAAAAGCAAACAGUACAUAAUCAGAAAGAUAACACAGGAACCAGCAAGACCAUUUGGUGCUUUGAAGGUUACAUUAAGGAUUUUAAAUUGAAGGCAGUUAUUGGUAGCCAGUGGAGUUGGCACAGGACCAGGGUAAUGUGAGAAGUUUUUCUGGUACAGAGAAUUGCAGUAAUCUAACUGUAAGGUGAUGAAUGCAUGGACAAGGGUGUCAGCAGCAUGGAGGCUGAGGGCAAGGUGAAGGCAAACACUGCCUUCACAUACACACAAGAGUGUAUAGAAAAUCAGAAUCAUUUCCAAAACUUUUGUAAAUCCAGUGAAAAUCUUUAGUUUGGUUUGGUUUAUGCAAACAUGUGAGUACAUAUGGCCAAGUAGCCAAGUGUGAGUACAGACUGCUAUGUUUGGUGUUUAAUAUUUUAGAACUUGCUUUAAAGAUGGUUCUCACUGCCUUAAAAUAGAUAGUGGAUGGAGAUGCUGUUCACACUGAAAAGAAUUCCAUAAACACUCUGUUGAGUGAAACAAGUUACAUACUGGUUAAACACAUGGUAGUGAUGCAAAAGUAAGGCCAUAUUUCACAUUAUUAAGGUUCACACAGAAAGACUGAAUCAAUCAGUGAGCUCAGUUUUUACUUUGGCAAUCAGCAGACAAUAAGUUAACUGUUUAAUUAUACUUUUGUUUACUGCCUACAGUCAGGUCCAAGUAUUUGGGCAGUGAUACAAUUUUCAUAAUUUUGCCUCUGCACACCACUGCAAUGGAUUUGAAAUGAAGUAAUCAAGAUGUGAUUGAAGUAUAGGCUUUCAGCUUUAAUUCAAGGGGUUUAAC